Messenger RNA from Pangasianodon hypophthalmus (striped catfish), 2473 nucleotides. RefSeq names its product katanin p60 (ATPase containing) subunit A 1 (gene katna1). Gene Ontology annotation, biological process: microtubule severing. Lineage: Eukaryota; Metazoa; Chordata; Actinopteri; Siluriformes; Pangasiidae. The coding region runs from base 174 to 1631 and encodes 485 amino acids. Gene Ontology annotation, cellular component: microtubule cytoskeleton. The record is from RefSeq and is a predicted model, not a curated record. The transcript has 11 exons. Gene Ontology annotation, molecular function: microtubule binding; ATP hydrolysis activity; ATP binding.
CGUCACUUCCGACGUGUUUACAGAACUUGAGCGCUGCUGCGCGAGUAGCAGCCUAGCUGGAGGAAAUCAGUCUCUAAAGAAAGUGGAGAAAGUGUUUCUGUUUUUCCGCGCUAACAGAUUAAAACAGAGGUUAUGCGUUGUUUUGGGAGAUUUUCAGCAACAACCUGACAAGAAUGAGUUUGUUGGAAAUCAGUGAGAACGUGAAGCUGGCCAGAGAGUACGCCUUGCUGGGGAACUACAGCUCAGCCGUGGUCUGCUAUCAGGGGGUGCUGGAGCAAAUCAGGAAGUACCUGCUCUCUGUGCGAGACUCGUCUGUGCAGCAAAAAUGGCAGCAGGUUUGGCAGGAGAUAAACGAGGAGAACAAGCACGUGAGGGACAUCAUGACCACGCUGGAGAGCUUCCAGCUGGACAACGCCCCUUCCAAGCCCAGCGGUUUCAGCCAAGAGAGCGACAUCAUGCCUGUUCAGGUCGAACAUAGAUCGUCUCCGUGUGCAGUACGCAAGGCCCCGGUGCCGUAUAAAGACGGUAAAGCUCACGGCAGCAGAUUGAGCGCUGGGCCGCGCUCCCAACACCGACAAUCGCCACGCGUCGCUAACGGCGACCGAGGAAAACCGCCGAAGGGCAAAGAGAAGAAAGAAAACACACCGAAGCAGAAAGACGACAAGAACAAACCUGAGGCCUCUGAGCCGGAGGUGAAGAAGUUCGACAGAGGAGGAGAAGACAAAGACCUGAUUGAGACGUUGGAGCGAGAUAUCAUCUCACAGAACCCCAACGUGAAGUGGGAUGACAUUGCUGAUCUGGAGGAAGCGAAGAAGCUCCUGAAGGAGGCGGUGGUUCUGCCCAUGUGGAUGCCCGAGUUCUUUAAGGGAAUCAGGCGACCGUGGAAGGGCGUGCUGAUGGUCGGCCCCCCAGGUACGGGCAAAACUCUGCUUGCGAAAGCUGUAGCGACAGAAUGCCGGACCACCUUCUUCAACGUCUCCUCCUCUACACUCACCUCCAAAUACAGAGGGGAGUCGGAGAAACUGGUGCGCCUGCUGUUCGAAAUGGCAAGGUUCUACGCUCCCACAACCAUCUUCAUCGACGAGAUCGACUCCAUGUGCAGCCGCAGGGGAACUUCAGAAGAGCAUGAAGCAAGCAGACGAGUCAAAGCAGAACUUCUGGUGCAAAUGGAUGGUGUUGGAGGACCGUCUGACAAUGACCCUUCUAAAAUGGUGAUGGUCCUGGCAGCCACUAAUUUCCCCUGGGACAUCGAUGAAGCUCUGAGACGCCGACUAGAGAAAAGGAUCUACAUACCUCUGCCCACAGCUAAGGGCCGGGCCGAUCUGCUGAAGAUAAACCUGAAGGAGUUGGAGCUGGCUAAUGAUGUGGAGCUGGAUAAGAUCGCAGAGCAGAUGGAGGGAUAUUCAGGUGCUGACAUCACCAACGUCUGCAGAGAUGCUUCUCUGAUGGCUAUGAGGCGACGAAUCGAAGGUUUGACCCCGGAGGAGAUCCGUAACAUUUCCCGAGACGAGAUGCACAUGCCCACAACCAUGGAGGAUUUCCAGACGGCUCUGAAGAAAGUGUCUAAAUCCGUCUCUGCCGCUGACCUGGAGAAAUACGAGAAGUGGAUCGCAGAGUUCGGCUCCUGUUGACCCGUUCUAAUGCCAUCACCUGGGGUACAAUUCAGAACGUCCUUAAAGGGGCAGUUUGUAACUUUUAGAGCCUAGAACUUUUCUGCUCCCUCUGAGGGGAACUGCAAUGAAAAUGCCAAGCCUUACCAUUAGACUGAAUUGGGCAGAUCUGUUCUAGAUGGGGGUGGAGUUAAUUUCUGGGCCAGAAAAAAUAUAAACAGGAGAAACUAGAAGAAAUUGCAAUAUUGUAAAUUUUUCCAAUGUAUAUACUGUGUAUUACAGGUCUCUCUAAAAAAAAUUACAAACUGCACCUUUACAUUAUUUCAGCACUUUGAAAUACAAAUGGCUGAUCUCCACCUGUGGUGGAAAAACAGUCAGGUCACUCAGUAAGGGUUCUUUAUUAGUGAUCUGAGAGGAUCCUGUGGCAGGACAGGAUCCGUUACGUUCUGUUGAAUCAAUAUUAAAAAAAAAAAAAAAAAAGUUGAUUUUAGCACUUAGUGUCCCAGGAAGGUGCUUCCGAAAGACAACGUAAAACGCCACCAAUGAGCACGUAGUCAGUCUGUGAUUUAUUGUAAUUGUCUUCACAUACCAAAUAGUUUUAUAAUGCACAAGAACAUCUCUUUUUAUUUUUUGAAAUUACACUGACAGUCAUUUGUGGUGCUGCCUCGAUUCGUUCGAGGUGAACUUCAAUUACACUACUUCCAAUCAGGGGCCUUUUUUCCAGUAAACAAGUGACCCAGUCUAUUUUUUUUUAUAAGACUGAUCUCAUUCCAAAAUACUUGUACAUCUAUCUUUUUUUAUUUAGCUGACAAAGUGGUAAUGUUGUUGUUUAUGAAGAUAAUAAUAAAGUUCUAUGAAAAACA